AUUUUAGACAAUCAGUAUUAUAUCAAAUCAGAUCAGUUGCUGCUAUUUGAAUGUCCCACGCUUUUCGUGCAGCUAAUGCGGGCUUUUUUGGGACAACUUUUCCCGACUUUGCUAUCGUUUGGUUUACCUAGGGAGUCAUAAAAGUUAAUUAUUUAAGUUACUUAUCAACUAGACUACAAGGAAAGCUAUUAAUAAACGAUGUGGUGGAUAUUUUUGUUAUUGACUUUUGAUGCCUCUUCUGCGGAUGAAAGAGAAGACUUUCUAAAUGACUAUAAAAGUAAUCUGUUCGAGGCAGGAACCAGUGUUGUUCGAACAUCAAAACCUCCUGCAUUCAAUAUGCCUAUAGAUUUCAUGCGGUCUUUUGUACCAAAUACAGGCGUUGGAAACAGAGAAGAGCUCAUCAUUGAAAAGAUAAGAGAAGUGCCAGUCUUCUAUGAUGCUAAUUUCACGCAAUGGCAUUACAAGAGAUUCAACAAUACUGAUUACUUGUUGGGUUCAUCAAGUCGCCUCGUGGUUUUGAACAAAAUGGAGUCUCAUGACGAAAAUUAUUUUGUCUUCUCGAAAGAUGACGCUUUAUUUAGUUUCAUCCCAGAUGACAAAAGUGUUGUGAUUGAAACACUAAUAUUUACACGGUUUCUAAAACGAUCAUCUGCGUUGUAUGUAGCAAUUCUCAUUGAGAGAGCUGGUGCAAAUUUGAUCUAUGUUUAUGAAAUAAUUAGCAAUAGAGGCCUAAUGGUUGGUUUGAUCACUUUGGAUUUGAGCUCAGCCGGUCCAUAUGCCACAAAGAUAUCCUAUGUUCAGUCUCAGUAUGAAGGAUCUCUCGUUGUUCUUAUCAACACGCACGAUGUAGCAGAAAUCACUUACAAACAACAAGGUAGUACAGAAGUUUUACAUUACAUAGAAGUCCGUUAUCCUUCAGCAGUUGACUUGAUUACGUAUACAAUUCAUGGACAUGGUUAUAUAGCAGUAUCUAACUCGUCGGCCUGUGAAGUGUUUAAAAUGGACCAAUUCGCACGAAAUCAUAUUUUGUUUGACAGGAUUCAUUCUCCAUAUGGAGAUUUACUGGAUUUAGAAUAUUUCCGACUGGGUUUCCAUCAUUAUUUGACCGUAGCUGGGAAGAAUCAUCAAUAUCUUUACUCUUGGAAAAGUGGGGAAUAUGCAUGGAAGCAAACAUUUGACGCAAACAACGUGCGACAGAUAUUCUCCACUACUCUGCCUUCAUGCCGUGAUGACGUUAUUCUGUUCUUUAUUGGUGAUGAAUCUAUUGGGAUUUAUGUUUACAAUGGACAAAAUGAAACUUUCGUCAAAUCUGAAGUCGAAAUCCCAGUAGGUUUUAAAAUGAAUCCAGGAUCUGUAACUUCAUUCACGCGUAAGAACAAAGCUGUAUUAUUUUUCCUAAGCAAGGACUGGAAUAUUCAUGCCUUCUUGAUGGACACCAAGCUAAACCUCAUUCGAAAUCCAAUUUUAGUUGAAGGAAAAGAAAUUUCAAGAUAUAUGGAAGAAAUACAGGAGACGUUGAAGGAACAAACUAAACAAGUUGAUUACAUAAUGCAAGUUUUGCAAAAUGCCGUUCGUAAAACUGGCAGCCAAACUAUAACAGCCUUUCAGUCAUUCGAAGAACUGCAUUCAUCUGAAGGUACAGUGGUGGAAAGUAUAAAUAAUACUGUGUUCGUGGAAUGGGAUGGCUCAGAUUUAACACUGGAUCAGUACCGAAAAGGUACAGAUUGGCUAGAGAAAAAUGUACUGGAGCUAGAAAAGCUUGUCGAAGAAAUUGAAAAAGUUAUCCCAGAUGUCGUUCGAGUAGAUGAAUCGGUUGAAAUAACAGGCACAAAACAUUUUAUUGGCGAUAUUACGGGAUCUUCUAUUUCAUCCAUCUCUGUUGAUAUCCAAUCUAUUGCAGGUGUGAAUCUACCUCAGCUUCAAAAAGAAAUAUACAGGUUGGACAAACCACAAAAGAUUGAGGGAACUCUUAUAUUUGAGAACCCGCUCACAGUCACAGGUAAUUUAGAUGUUGAAACAACUGUGAAUGGAAUUGAUAUUAGCAAAGAUAUCAUGACUACAAAUACCGAACAAACUUCAUUUGCUCAUAUGACAUUCGAGAACAAAUUAGAUGUUCAAGGUGAUUUGAGCAUAUCUGGCACAUUGAACGGUAUUAAAGUUCGAGAUGAGGUUGUAACAUUAUCUGGAACGCAUCUCAUACGGGGUCAUAAGAAUUUCCAAGGUGGCUUGAUUACUGAGAACAUCACCACUCAGGUCAUUGACGGAGUGGUCAUUAAUGACCUGUAUCAAAAUGCUCUGACGAAGAGUACUCCUCAGGAGAUACCCGGCACAAAAACAUUUAGUGGUCUGCUGUCGAAGGACAUUCUGCUUGAUGGUUUGCUAAAUGGAUAUGAUAUUGCGAAAUUGGCGGACAAUAUUGUAAGGACAGACAGACCAGCGAUAAUUACAGGUCACAAGGAUUUCUUAGAAGAUGUUACAAUAAACGGUGCCCUUACAGUUGAAGGAACAGUGAACGAGUUGCGCAUUCCUGGAGAUAUAUUCCUAACGGACGUCAGCCAGGAAAUCACGGGUCUUAAAGAAUUCACCGGAGCUGUCUUUGCUAAGGACGUUGAAGUUGCUGGGAAAAUCGAUGGUUUGAGCAUUCCAGAAGACAUUGUUACGUUAUCCAAAGAUGAAGAAAUACCCAGCACUUUAUAUUUCACUGAUGGCAUCGAUGUUAAAAGCGAUAUUAUAGUAGAGGGACUUGUUGACGGGGUUGAUAUAUCUGAAGUUGCCAAAGAGGCUCUGAAACUGAAUGAAUCGAGCAAGUUUGAGAACGCCAUUUUCUUAGGUCCAGUCAUCGUGAAAGGGAAUCUCGAGGUAAAGGGUCUGGUGAACACCGUUGAUCUUGAUGAACUUGUUAGCAAUGUAGUUUUUAAAGAUGAGGAUGAUAUCGUUAUCGAAUCUGAGAAAAAAAUUCAUAAAGUGAUAGCAGAUCAUGUUAUCCUCCAAGGUAUGAUGAAUGGUUAUAACAUGGAUGUUGAUUUUAUGAAGGUACACGGAGAUCAAGUUAUAAACGGUACCAAGCACUUCAAAAAAUCUGUUACCUUUGACAAUUUAAAUGUUGAAAAUGGAAUGAUUGGUGACUUAAACAUCACUUACCUAUAUGAAAAUAGACUAUCCUUGUUAAUUGAAGAUGAAAUUGAAAGAGACAUAGAAUUCAACAAUGAAGUGGUCGUUCCAGGUGAACUUAUUGUUCAAGGUACAGUAGGAGGUUUGAGAAUUCCAGAAGGUGUGGUUCUCAGGAAUUCGAAGAAUCCAAUAUCGAAUAAAAUCUUCACAAAUCUAGUGAAAGUGGACAACUUGAUUGUUGAUGGUGAUGCACUAGUGACUGGUUCAUUCAAUGGUGUCAAUCUCAAUCAAUUUGUGGCUGACAGAGUAAAGCUGUCUGGAGACCAAGAAAUCGAAGGGGAUGUCUUUUUAGCAGACAGUGAAAUUGCUGCACUAGAAAUAGCCAGCACAGUCAAUGGUGUGGAUAUUGUAGAAUUCGCCGACAAUGUUAUGUCUAAGACCAAACCUCAAACUGUAACAGCUAAAAAGGAAUUUAUAGGUCCAGUUACAGUUUAUGGGAAGAUUACGACGAAGGGUGGUGUGAAUGGAUUUGACCUUCCAAAUUUAAAAAGCCGUGCAUUCAAGCUACAUGAAGAUAACAUUCUAACUGGCCAAUUUAAAUUCCAAGAUAUUUCAGUGAAUGACAUGAAAUUGAGUGGUUUAAUAAAUGAUGUCAAUUUGACUAAAAUCUCUGAGAACAGUCUGAAAAAGAAAGGACUUCAAUAUGUCAGUGGAGCUACUAUAUUCGGAGCAGGAUUUCACGUGGAAGGAGACAUCAACGCAGAUUACGUAAACGAUAUAUCGAUUGUAAAAGAUGUUCUUCUGAAAAGUAUUCCACAGACGAUCACAGGACAAUACACUUUAGGAAAACUAGAGGUAUACGGGGAUAUGGAUGUUACAGGACUUGUAAAUGGGCUCGAUUUGUCAGAAGUCGCUCCAAAACUGGCAAGAAUCGACGAGGAGACUAUUCUUAUUUCAAAUGUGACUUUUGUUGGUCCGAUUAGAGUCACUCAUGAUGUUACCGUCUCUGGCCUGGUAAAUGGAAUUGAUCUGAAUAAGUUGUCCGAUAAUGUCCUCUUGAAAAGUGGUAAACAAGAGAUAAAAGGAAAUAAAAUUCUCAAAGGUAACGUGACUAUCAUAGGUGAUAUUGAUGUAGACUUCGUCAAUGGCGUCAAUUGGAAGCAAUUUCUGUCUGAUGUAGUUCGAACGAAUGAACCUCAAACUAUAACAGUUCCAAAGACAUUCCUUGCUGAUGCUGAAGCAGAUACAGUUUAUGCUAAACUUGCAACAGUAGGUCUAAUAAACGAUAAAAGUUUGGAGAAGUUAAUAGAAGAUGCAGUCUUCAUAGAUAUUCCUACUAAUAUAACAGGUCCUAAGGUAUUUAAAAUGCCGAUUGAAAUAUCAGGAAACAUGACUGCUGAGCUCAUAAAUGGCUUGAGAUUAAAAACAGACGUCAUUACCUUGCUAUGCAAUCCAGAUGGUCCCCGUGAGCAAAUUAUAACAGGACGUAAAACAUUUACAAAGCUGACCGCUGAUAAUGACGUAAUGGUAGGAGGAACAGUUAACUCUUACAAUCUGCCAGAUUUGUACAAAGAUACUUUGCUGAUCGAAGGAGACCAACGAGUUGAAGGACAUAAAAAAUUGACCACAGAAGUGCAGUUUACGAAAAAUGUCUAUCCAGAAACUGUGAAUAAAAUGAAACUUAAGGACCACCUAGUUACACUAGAUACUGACCAAGAAAUCCAAGGACCCUUAAUGUUUACUGGGGAUGUUUUUGUUGAGAAAAAUCUCAUUGUUGACGGUUUAAUCGAUGGGGUGAAUCUGACUCAGCUGGCUAAAGAAUCAGUGUACUUGGACACUGAUCAAACCAUAGAUGGAUCGUUUUAUUUCUACGAAGCUGCUUCGACAUCUGAUGUGAAAGUGGCGGGAACAGUUAAUGGAUUGGAUCUUGUUGCAUUUGAUCGCAAUGUCAGCAAAUUCUGGGUCGAUGCUUCUCAUUCAUUGACAGCCAUUGAAAAACACUCCAAAGAUAAUUGCGAAAUGCUACAAUACCUUCAAAAAGUUCUUUCGAAAUCUUACUACGUGUUGAAUGGCUUCUUUCUUUACCAAGACUUAAAGCAUCCUGCAAGUUAUAUUCACGUCAAAUCUUCAAGUGAUGUCGCUCUCGUUGCUCUAGACAGCCUAGGAUCCACCGCACUUGCUGUUCCUAAUGUUUGGGAACCACAAUCCAGAAGUUUUGUAUCAGGAGCAGCUUUCCAAUCGUCCAUUUCUAGAAUCAUUACUCUUACGGUUGGCAUAACUGAGAUUUCAGUACACAUUGGGAUAUUUGAGAAAGAUUCAGAAGUAUUAAUUAACGGAAAAGUAUCUGGCCUGCCUAAUGGAUUUAAAGAAGCAUCGCUUGUUGUCAGAAAACAAAAUGAAGUCAUAAUCGGAUUCUUGUAUCCAUCCAAAGGAAAGUGUGAACUCUACAGAUUAUUUAACUUAGCCACACCAAACAUUGAAUUUGAAACAUACGGCCCUGUUAACGUUGGAAAAGAAACAACUUCCAUUGCAAUAUUUAUUAUGAGGGAUAAUCUAUACUUGGCUGUAUCCAGGCAUUAUGACCCACCCUACUACAGAGGUUUCUGCAAGAUAUUUGGACAGCAGGGGGAUAGCUGGCAGCGUUUACAGAGCAUUUCAGUUGCAGCCAGUACUUCUGUCAAACAUUUUAUGUAUCAUAAUUACCACUAUCUUGCUUUCACCAAUAAUGCUCCAGUUCACGAAACAAGAGAACCGAAAUCAGUUCAGAUUUACAGAAAUUCAGGACCUGAUGAAUUAUUUUUCACCUUGUUUCAAAAAGUACCGUUCGAAGAUGCUAAAGGUUUGGAUCUGUUUGAAUUUGGAGAUCUGCCUGAACUUUACAUGGUUACGUGGAACGAAACAGUCAUCCAGAUCUUCAGGUUAGAAGGAGAAUCUGGAUUGAAAGAAGCCUUCACUUUACAUGGAAAAUGUAUAAAGAAUGUCAAAGCAUUCGUAUUAGAGAAUGAUAUUUAUUUAGCAGUUGGACAGCAAGACCUCGAAACAGAUGGAACAGUUACAUCAGUUCUCUACAAAGGUUUAAUAAAAGGUUCAAAAUUCAUACCACAUAACUUCAUUUAUUGUUAAUAUGGCUGGACCAUGUUUUUAAAACUGAACUUUUUUUUGCACCGGACUGAAGCCUUCCAAACUGCAUUGUUAUUGUUUGCAGCUCGUUUAUUAAACAUUUGUUACAUUUUAAUAAAUAUUGUUGAAUUUUA
This is a messenger RNA of Parasteatoda tepidariorum (common house spider), 6365 nucleotides long. RefSeq lists its product as uncharacterized. The record is from RefSeq and is a predicted model, not a curated record. Gene Ontology annotation, biological process: signal transduction. NCBI's taxonomy places the organism in Eukaryota, Metazoa, Arthropoda, Arachnida, Araneae, Theridiidae.